Molecule: messenger RNA, 1989 nt
Organism: Aspergillus nidulans FGSC A4
Lineage: Eukaryota; Fungi; Ascomycota; Eurotiomycetes; Eurotiales; Aspergillaceae
Product: Zn(II)2Cys6 transcription factor
Exons: 2
Coding region: 1-1989 (662 amino acids)
Biological process (GO): regulation of transcription by RNA polymerase II; regulation of DNA-templated transcription; DNA-templated transcription
Cellular component (GO): nucleus
Molecular function (GO): DNA-binding transcription factor activity, RNA polymerase II-specific; DNA binding; zinc ion binding
Source: RefSeq, a predicted model, not a curated record
AUGGCGUCCCCAAUCCGCCGGCCAUAUCGGUCCAAGCGACAUCCGCCCUGCGAUCGAUGCCGACAAAAGAAGCUCCGCUGCGAUCCCGAUGACCAGAUCGGCUGCCGGCGAUGCCAGGCCAGCGGCACUCUCUGCUCCUUCGCUCGCCUUCACCGAGCGGUCUCUAUGCCAGUCGCCUUUACCAGUCCAACGCCUGGGAGCUCUGAGCCGAGUCUACAGCCCAUCGCGCCUGCGGCGUAUCUGCCGGAGCCGGCACGGCCGUUGAUAUUCCCCGUCGGCGAACGCUCCUCCUGCCAGCAGGCCAUUCAGACGCUGGACCUGCUCCCGGAUGUUUCAGCACAGCUGGUGGGUAGCUCGGGCGAGUCGGACCCGUUCUUACUGCGUCACUGCAAGUUCGACGACUACGGCUUCUUGCACUUCCAUCAAGUCCGUUUUCGCAAUGCCGGUGGCGUCCCACUGAAUGAGAAGAUCCCCGUUCACUAUCUCGUCACCGACGAUGCUCUCUACGAGUCGGCGGCCGCCUCAACGAAGGCUGCCAGAGGGUAUUCCACCCCGCGCCAGGAACUCGAUGUCCUGGUUCCUGUAGAUCACGGCCAGCGCCUGAUCUCCCUCUUCCUCACCCAUGUCUUUCCUAGUCUACCGGUGGUGUCUACUUUCAUCGCCUCCCAGGACCUGCAAACCAUUCCCGUCCAUCUGCUAGCCGCCUUGUAUGCAUCAGCUCUACCGUUCGCCAAAUAUGACGAGUAUCUCUCCAUUAUUUACGCUUACCAAGCGCCUCCAGCCGUCCAGCUCUGGCGGCUGACGCUCGAUCUCAUCCUCGAAGAGAUCCACCGACCCCAUCUCUCCGUCCUGCAGGCCGGUCUUUUGUAUCUUCACAAACCGUGCGAAAGUGCACAAGCAGCCGCCUUAGCCAGCACCCCGUUUAUCUGGUCAUUCGUUGGAAUGAUGGUCGGCCUUGCAAUGUCUCUAGGCUUGCAGCUGGAAUGUCGGCCGAUGGGUAUCCCUUUUUGGGAGCGCCGCCUCCGGAGACGUCUCUGGUGGGCAAUUUACAGCGAAGAUAAAUGGCAUGCAUUACUGAUGGGACGGCCGCCGUACAUAAAUGAGUACGAAUGGGACGUCACCGAUAUCGAUGAAGCGGAUUUUGAAUCUGCGCCCGCUGACCGGUUUGUGCGUAUGGUGAAGAUGGCGAGGAUUGUGGACGAGGUGCAGAGCUCUUUAUACUCCCUCCGCGCUGCUCAGCGCCUGUCCUCCAACUUUUCAGAGUCUCUACAGAUUUCACGAAUGCUUCUUCGCAAGUUACAAGAGUGGUUCUCCCUCAUUCCUUCGUCGCAGGAUGGGAACCCUGGUAGCCCAGAAUUAUCUACAUGUGUCCACUUCGCUUACCUCCUGCUCGAGGUCUUCAUCUUCCGCGCACUGCUCCGCCCCAUGGUCCCUAAUAAGCCUCCACCCCGGCUAAUAGACGAGAACGAGCAGAUUCCACUAUUUUCAGAGCUGACUGUAGACGACUACAUUGCCCAGAUCAUUGGCGAUGAAAACGUGGCGGAAGAUAUCCCAGCGACUACGGCGACAGACGACGACAAGUCCAUCCCUAUGAUCCUCAAUGCCGCAGAAACCUGCGCCGCGAAUAUGCUUCGUCUUAUAUCACGCAUUGAAUCUACGGAGAUGGGUUCUUUCUGGUACUCCUGUUCGUCUGCACUGCCCCAAUCCCUUAUGCUAGGAGCGCUAACCAUAUCUGCAGGGUGUCGCAUCGGCUUUGCGACGGUCAGCAACUUCAUGCUCCUCCUACUUAUCCAGGCGCCUAGUAAAGAGCACGCAAUUCGUUCUAAGCGCUUAGUCUAUGGCUGGCAGCAGGCUCUUCGUAGCCAGAGCCGAAACUGGAAUAUGAUGGACUUGGGCCUCGUGCGGCUGCAUGGGCCGUUGGGGUUGGGACUGGGGAACGCGUUCUGGCUUCCGGAUCAUGUGAGGGAGGUUAUUGAGUCUGUAGAGUAG